Molecule: messenger RNA, 4210 nt
Organism: Linum trigynum
Lineage: Eukaryota; Viridiplantae; Streptophyta; Magnoliopsida; Malpighiales; Linaceae
Source: the annotation of a GenBank genome assembly
ACUAAUUAGAUUUUUUAGGGAAAGCAAGAAUAAAGAGAAAAGAUCAUCAAACGAGUUUACAUUACAUCAUUGGAGAAGAUACAACUGGAAGAUUUUGAUUAGUACACACGGGGAUCCUCUCAUGCAACCUUUUGAAGACUCUACUUGAUUAUUAUUUCACUAUUUAGUACUAUUAAUUGGAUGGUUAAGAUAUUUUUUUAUCAAACAUUAACAACAUUCCUCCUAAAUAAAAACUCCACCGAUUUAAAGAGAAUAGUGUUUGCAAGUAUAUACAAAGAACGGGAGGCAACGAGCCUGAAUACAUUAUUGUUUAUUCAACUUUUACAUUCGUAACAUGCGUUUAGUCGAGUCAUGUAAAUAUUACGUGCACAUCAAAAGUCAUUAGGCAAUACAAAAUAGAAACAACUUAUGAUAUAUGAUUAGCAAUAAAAAAGGACAUUCGUGAUCCUGUUGAGUAAGAGAAUUUGUCAAAACAAUAACGUAACGAGUUAUGUAAAUUUCUCAAUGUAAAUACAAACAUUUUUCAGAAUGAUAAGAAGUAGAUGGAUGAAGAACAUGAAUCAUCUACCUAUCAAAUGAGGCGAAGAACCAUGACUGAAACCGGUUACGAAACCACCUUUCGAGAUACCAUUUCUCGAGCAAAAUGUAAAUCAAGUCUCAUACAUCCAUCUCCAAUACUAGUUUCACCUCCAAAAGAAGAAAUGAAGGCAUCUCUUGAAUCUAGAAGAUAGAAGUAGAACUAACGGUAUUCGCUACAUUUUAUGUAAAAACAUGGCAGGUAUAUGAACCAUCGAGAAUAUUAAAGAAACAAGAACAACACUACUAAUUCGUCCACACUAAGAUCUUUUCGAAAAUUUGAAAGCCAUCAACCAAGUAUGUUGAUAUUUUAAUGUGUGGAAGACUAGCUAGCUACCUAGCACAUGUUGCCACUACCAAACUAAGUAUGGCAUUCAAUGCUCCACCUUAAAACUCACCCCCUAUGUCGACGGUGUGGAACAUGGAAAUAAGCUUUGGGACUCUCAUAAUCCCAAAACCCAAAGGAACACAUAUUACAUUACAUAAACUAUGGAUGGGAUCUUCUCCAUUAAUUGUCUCAAGGAAGGUUUGUUGUUUCUUCGUUUCAUCAAAACAAAAAAACCCUAAUGAUUUCACUCAUUCAAGGCCGGAUUGAAGAUUUCGUGUCCAAUUAACAAUGAAUGUCUUUGAAUGAAUAAACAAAGCUAAAGAUUCCAUGGACGGAGUGACCAAACUACACUCUACGUCGAUCGAUGCUUCCAUGGAUGCUCUGUAAUCCGGGAAAACAGAGAUCUGUUCCCCGAGAAAGCAAGCAGGUAAAUCCAAAACCUAUUCAAUGCCUUGUAACGUUCUUCACUUAUUAUAAUAGUGAUUAGAAUAAUUAAUCCACUUGUGUAUACUUAAUUUUCUUUGUAUUCAUGAUUAGAGUUAGAUAUGCAAUGAUUAUCCAUCUAUGUAUACCCCAUGUCAUGUAUAUUUGAACUUUACUAGGGUAUCGACAAUACCCAUGAUAGAUUAUUUCCUACGUGGUAGCAAAGACUGAGAAAUUAACAAAUUUGUAGUAGAAUUUGCAUCAAGUGAUUAAAUUCGUAAUGGGUAUUUUCCAAUCAAUAGAUGUGGCUUAUAAUAUGAUAUUAGAGUUGGUUUGUACUUUACAUCACACCUUCAACUUUUAACUACCCCAAUAUUAAUAGUUGUCUUCAAGCACAUGGUAUGGGGGCCUGGGCAAAUUUCAAGUCCACGAGUUGAGUUUUGUUUGAGAGGGCAAGUUGAUUUAUGAAAAAUUAUCGUGUAGUUAAGAUCCAUACAUGUGUCUCUCCUAACAACUCGAGUUAUUGAAAUCAUUUGGUUUAUGAAAAAUUACGACGCCAUGCCUUUUUUCCGUUCUUCUUCUUGCAUGCAAUAUUUUCUUCUUGUUCUCGAGUUUGGAGCACUUUAGUUUCCAUUGUGACAUUUCUUAGUUCACGAUAAUUUUCUCGUUGAUUGAAUUACAUGUUUGAUCUUAUGAAAACAUAAGAAUGAACUCGUUUUCAGGGGGUGUGACUAUAAAACCUUAUAGAGACAACAAUCUUGGAUUCGUUGAAACUUCACCCAGAAGAUGAAUUCGUGUGGGCACUGAUAACUCUAUCUACCAGUUAAAUCACUAUCAAUUGCAACCAGAGACUUCGUGAGAGCGAUGGUGGUCUACUCAUAGAGACACUCAAUAUUAAUUUUAGAGGUGUAAUAUACACUUGCUAAAUCUCAAAUGAUAAUAUUUUAUAGGACUCUCGAAAAAUUCUUUCUAAAAAGAUCGAUACUUGUCUACUAUAUUUUAUACUACUUUUUUCGAAAAUUAUAUUUAGAACACUCUCUAGUCUCUUGAUAUUUUUUUCUCUCCGUGUUGUUCUAAUAGAUUAGGUUCCCUUUGUCGGCAAAUGCUAUUCAGAUCUUACUAAUGCAUGUGUGUUCUUUAUAGUAUACCUAAACACAUACAGGAAAAGGAAAGCCACAUCUUUUCUUUGUUAAAAUACAGUAAGAGAGGAAAAGGGAAGGCAAAGGGUCCAAAAGAAGCAAGAGGAGGAAAGGCAAAACAGAACUCCCUCUUUUCUGCAGGUUCAUAAGGAGAGCCUGUGAGUGGUUGGAAGAGGAUCAGAGCACCCUUUUUUUGGCUCAUAACAAAGAAAGAAAAAGGCUCUGAAAAUUUUCAGUGUCCAAAACUAAAUAACCCAUUAACCUCUCCUCCUCUGUCUCUUCUCUGUUUCAUGUAUUAAUUAGCCAUGCAGUGAGAAGCACUAAACCCUAUGCAUGUCUUGUUAUUGUUUGACCCUCUCUCCUUCAUUGACUCUCCCCCUCCUCCAUUUCCAGAAGCUUUUAGCAGCUCAAACUCCCAAAUCUCUCUUCUUUAUUCCAUUUUUCUACUACACCUUUGAAACCAAACCUCACCCUAUACCCCUUUUUCUCUCAUCUGUCCUGUUUUUCUCCCCACUCAAUAAACAACCAUAAACCCCAAAAAGGCCCCAAAAAGAGACCACAGAAGGAAGUCACAGCAGAAAGACAUUAAACCCACAGGCCACAGUACACCAGUUCCCCUUCUCAUUCCCCCCCCAGCUAACCUUCUCCUUCUCCUUCCCCAAUUCCUAUCUUCCUUUCCCAUUACCAUCCCUUUUCCUGGAAGCCAAAAGGGUACCCCAUUCCCCCUCUUAAUUUCCAUUACAUUGAUAUGAUCUUUGCCUUUCCACACCAGACCCAACAAGGAGAAAACUUCCCCACUUUUGCCUCCAAAACCCUCAUCACCAUUCUUCUUCUUCUCCUUCUUGUUGUGGAAGGUGCAUGGUUUCCUUUUUUCUGUGUCCGAGUAGUACACCAACAACGUUGUUUCUUGAAAUCAGGCAGAUCAAGAACUAUAGUAUGGGUGUAGUAGUAGUGAGAAGGCCCAUUUUGGUAGUACUGCUGCUUCUCUUCUUACAGAAACCAACUCCUUCUUCCUCUUCUUCCAGAAGGUUUGCUGCUAUAGCUGUUGCUUCUCCUCCUUCCCCUGCAUUUUCCCCUCCUCUUCCUCUUCCUGCCUCUUCUUCGGCUCAUAAGAAUGAUCAUCAAGAACUUGGAGUUGGAGGGCACAGCAACGAAGUUAGUAGCAGUGAAGAGGGAAGUGUGGUCAGCAAUGUUGGUGGCGUUUUCGACGAUGAGAAGAGGAAAAUCUACACAGGUCCAAACCCUUUACACAAUAGAUAAAUAAAAAGUUACUGCGAGUAGUAACUAGCUAUUAGCUCAAUUAGCCAAGGAAGAGCUUUUUUUUUCUUUCAUUUUGUUGUAUUUCCUUCUUUUUUUUGUAAUUUUGUUUCUACUGGGUUCAUCUAUUUUUGUCCACAUAUAAUGAAGAAGAAGAUGAAGCUGCCAUGAGAAUUGAGUUUUUUCUUCCUUCUUUCAUUUGUUUAUUUCCCACCACCACCAUGCUCUCUUUUUUUUUUUUUCUUUCUUUCUUUGAUUGGUAAUGAUAUUGUUGCUUGACUUUGUAUUGACGCUUGUCAGGAAUUGCAUAUACAAAAUUUUGAAUGUUGUAUAUUUCCCCUCUACUGUCUCCUUUUUCUGGGGAUUAUUGCAGCAGAAUUCAAUGUGGGGAUGUUAUUGUAAUGUUUGAUUUCUCUUGGAAAUAAGAGAACAGAAAGAAGGUGAAUGGUGCAUGGAAAGAUAAGAGUAAUAAACAAUGAUGAUGAAA